CCGCGCACGCGCCGUCAAACCCUAGCUGGCUCGCUCCGUCCCUCCUCCUCUCAUGGCGUCCCCGCGUGCGCCCGACUGGCCCCGUGGCCUCAUCUUCGCACCCGGCGACGCCGAUCUCAUAACAAUCCACCUCCAGCGCAAGAGCUCCGGGUCCUCGCUCCACGCCGCCGACGCCCGGUACAUCCACAACGCGGACGUGUACGCGGCCGAGCCCGCCGCGCUCGUCAGCGGCCUCCUCCCCGCCUCGGCGAGGAGCGACGGCGAGGGCAGGGAGUGGUACUUCUUCACCUCCGUGCGGGCCCAGAGCAGCCGGGACACCCGCAGGUGCCGCGCCGUCGCGGGUGGGGCCGGCACCUGGCAUUCGGAGAAGGCGCGGUGCGUCGUGCUCGACGGGGGCGGCGCCGCCGUCGGGUACCGCCAAUCCUUCACCUACGAGCCCAAGAACGGCUGGCUGAUGCUCGAGUUCAGCCAACAAGAACCCCGCCGCGGCGAGGCCAUGCCCGUCCUCUGCAAAAUCUACCAGAAGCGUCGUGCCGGCCGGUCCGCCUCGAAGACGAUUUCGUCUGGGUCGUCGUCGAUGUCGGGAUCCAAGAGGAAGGCGGCGGCCGCGAACGAGCGCUCCGUCGAGGGUUCCUCGGCCCGCGUGAGGCGAUGCCUGCAGUUCGGUCUGCCUCCUGCCGCACCAAAUCCGCCCGCACUUGUUGCUACAUCGGAGAUUCAAGAAGCAUACUUGCUUUCAGCCCAGCGGCCGCAGGCAGAGCACGAACCAGAGGAGCCUCAAGAACCACCGGUACGCAUAGCACACACAGCCACACCGCUGAUUCCCAGCUUCUCCAUGGCCGCCGACCACGCCCUGACCUUGGACCGCACCGCCUUCCUCCGCCCCGCCCAAGAUUGGCCCAUGCCAGGGAAUUCGGACCUGAGCGACACGUCGACGGUACUACUGGGAAAUUAUGGCUUCGUCUCACCAGCCACCUCCGAGCUGAGCUGCUACAAUGCCACGACACCCUUGAGAGAUAACACCGGCGCUUGGGCCUUCCAGCCGUCCGCCCUGACCUCCUCCUAUGACACCACCUUCCUCCUCCCUGGCCAAGAUUGGGCCACACCAGAGUCGUCACAAGUCAGUGAGGCAUCGACGCUGGACAGCUACGGCUGCUUCUCGCCCGACCACGCCACAUCCAGGCCCACCACACAGCCGAUCAGCAAUGGCACCGGCUAUUGUUGGUCUUUCCCGCAGCACAGCGAGCUAUCAGCGAUUUUUGACGCCUGAUUGAAUGCUUUGAUACGCUUCCACGCUAGGCUGAGAGGAGUGUGGGUCUGCCUCCUUUAGUUUGUAGGGAUUUUUUGCCAUACUCGAUUGUUCUUGGUAGACUUUUUCAGCAGCAACUCUGCUUUCUGUUGGAACCGAGGCUUGGUUCAGUUAACCGACAUCUUAGCGGUCCUCCGGCGAUGUAACUGGGAUGCACACAACACACGUAGCUGUGGAUCCUUCGUUGUGCACUCUUCCUAUAGCCGUGGUUUAGUACAAGAGUUUAUUUUGUGGGCCUCCAAUUGAUUUAGUUUUUUAGAUUAUUAUGCUUUUGUUGCUACUGCACACACACUGAAUAAUUCAGAAAUGGAGCGCUUCUUGUUUACCUGGCCCACACAGCGUUAUAAGGUGAAGAACUUUUUAAGCAAGGGGCCUCGUAGUCUCCUAUUCAUAUGUUUUUGGGGGUGAUGAUUCUUAAAUCUUAAUGUGGUCUAUCCUUCAUUAUGAACUGACAAACAAAGCAGCACAUCAAGCGAUUUGCAUGAUUUCACCCAGUUGGUUAAUCUGGGUAGAACAAUGGUUUUCCUUCCGCGUAUCUGAAAAUGAAAGAGUUCAGUGCUCUAAGUGAUACUUACA
Messenger RNA from Triticum aestivum (bread wheat), 1885 nucleotides. RefSeq lists its product as uncharacterized. Gene Ontology annotation, molecular function: DNA binding. Bases 53 to 1270 code for a protein of 405 amino acids. NCBI's taxonomy places the organism in Eukaryota, Viridiplantae, Streptophyta, Magnoliopsida, Poales, Poaceae. The transcript has a single exon. The record is from RefSeq and is a predicted model, not a curated record. Gene Ontology annotation, biological process: regulation of DNA-templated transcription.